AUGAUUCCAGAAUCCGAACGAGGCUUCAACUACACUCUGACACGAGACAAGUUGGCUAUGAAUCUUGGCUCCCCACCAAGAAAGGUCAAGAAUGUAACACCAGCGUCUCCACCACCCGCACCUGCGACAAACACAACAACAACGAGACCACAGCCAGCGUCGGACACGACACCUUUUCCUCCGUUCGAGUCGUACGAACCAACGAGAUAUGAACUGUCUGCAGAAAGCGACUACCGCGUCGCGACACUCGAAGCCCAAGUCGCAAGUCUGACAAGCAAAGGCGUCGAAGCUGCCGACCGCCUCGCCGAAUACGAAGAAGAAAUUCGCAACCUCAAGACCAGCCAGAACCCUCGCAACGACUCUGCCCUGGACUUUAUCGCCGCACACCCUUUCCCUGCUCCACCCACCUCACUGAGCCGCAACUCGUCCAUCGCAUCCGGCAAAUUCAGCUUCCUGACUCGCACAUCAUCACUCACAAACACGACAAAACCACUUCCCAAAACACCAGCCAAGAACUCUCCCAUGGCACCUGCCAGUAGCCCUCCCUCCCCCGCCAUCUCUGAACUCCAAGCUGCUCUCGCUGCAGAAACAUCAAGGAGGAUAGCUGCAGAGAAGAAGUUUAAAGAUCUAGAGGCUGAAUUGGAGGAUUUGUCUGCGACGUUGUUUGAGCAGGCCAAUGAGAUGGUUGCGACUGAGAGGAAGGCAAAGGCAAAGUUGGAGGCGAGGUUGAAGGUUCUGGAGGAGAGGGACGCGGUGGGGCAGAAGAGGCUUGAGAUGGUGGAGAAUGCUCUGACGAGGAUCGAGAGGGUCAAGAAAUUGUUGGAUGGAUGA
Messenger RNA from Aureobasidium namibiae CBS 147.97, 831 nucleotides. RefSeq lists its product as uncharacterized. Gene Ontology annotation, biological process: exocytosis; regulation of apoptotic process. The transcript has 2 exons. The record is from RefSeq and is a predicted model, not a curated record. NCBI's taxonomy places the organism in Eukaryota, Fungi, Ascomycota, Dothideomycetes, Dothideales, Saccotheciaceae. The coding region runs from base 1 to 831 and encodes 276 amino acids. Gene Ontology annotation, molecular function: guanyl-nucleotide exchange factor activity. Gene Ontology annotation, cellular component: Golgi to plasma membrane transport vesicle; cell tip.